ACCUUUGAAAAGUUCAUUUUGAAGACAAAGCACAUGCAGAGACACACUGGUCUGUGUUACUUUGUACAGUCUAAAUACAGACUGGGAUUUCAAAAGAGAAAUGUUCAGAUUGCCACACCUUGAUUCCAUUUCACAUGGUGGCAAAAACUACAGUUGCACUGAGCAGUUCAGGGAUUCAGAUCAUGUGGAUUUUAGAGCUGGGUUGCAAUGACUGAUAUGCAUAACACUAAACUGCAAGUGAUUGAGAGCUUUAUCCCAUAAAAUGAAAAAUACUCUAUAUUUUAUAGACACCUGUUCUAAGAAGUCAGGAGAAGAUGGUUGGCUGUUGGUUUUUCACCUCUGGGCCAGUGUCUCUCAGUGCCAAAAUUGAGAGGAAGGGAUACUGUAAUGGGGAAGCCAUCCCAAUCUAUGCAGAAAUUGAGAACUGCUCUUCUCGUUUGAUUGUUCCAAAAGCUGCCAUUUUCCAAACACAAACUUACCUGGCCAGUGGGAAGACAAAAACCUUCCGUCAGAUGGUUGCCAAUGUCCGAGGAAACCACAUUGCCUCUGGGAGUACAGAUACCUGGAAUGGGAAAACUCUGAAAAUCCCACCUGUAUCCCCAUCUAUACUUGACUGCUGCAUUAUUAGAGUAGAAUAUUCAUUAGCUGUGUAUAUCCAUAUUCCUGGUGCUAAGAAAUUGAUGAUUGAAAUGCCUGUGGUGAUUGGCACUAUUCCAUGUAUUGGAUUUUCAAGCAGAAACUCCAGCAUUACCAGCCAGUUUAGUAUGGAUAUGAGUUGGCUGGCAUUGACCAUGCCUGAACAGCCUGAAGCACCACCAAAUUAUGCUGAUGUAGUGUCUGAGGAAGAGUUUUCCAGACAUGUUCCUGCUUAUCCACCUCCCAUUGACUGUGAGGAACAGUUGUGUUGUCCUGUCUUUGCUUACAUACAAGAGUUCCGGUUUCAGCCUCCACCUCUUUAUUCAGAGAUUGAUCCACAUCCAACUGAUGUAGAAGAAGUUCAGCCCGUUUCAUUCAUGCUCUGAGGAUUUGUAAUGAGCAUCAUUGUGAUGAAUGUCUUAAUGUUUCUGCUGCUUAAGCUGGUAGUGCAGCUAAAAAGGAAACAGUUUUCUUUUUCCAAACUUCAGUCUGUGUAUGAGAAAGGCAAAGGAAGAUGAAGAAGGAGGUAUGAGCACGUUUGGUGAUAAAAGAGAACCUGCUGGAUUAGUCUGCACAGAGGAUAACAGGGGAGCAGCUGAGCUUGGGAUACUUGAGAAUUACCUGAAAAUACUGAAAAGAAAAUGCAUCAAUGAAAUACUGAAUGUUUUCCAAAAAGUGGAUACACUACACAAAGUACGAGCAGGAGAUGUGUGGAUCUUCUGAAGAGAAAAGAAUUUCUACUUUGUUUGCAACACUCUGGAAGAAUGUACAUAGCAAUGUCAAGAGCUCCUGUAGUAGAACAGAAUGUCGGGUAAGAAAACAUUUCCAAAAGAUUCCAGCGGUCAAGGGGCUUCAGCUUGGCACUGUCUGCAUCCAGAGCAGGAACACUGCUGCAUCACAGAGCGAAGUCUUACCGUCACAUUGGCUGGGAAGCUGCCCUUCUCACGACUGCCAAGUGGUACUAUUUCCUCAUUAAUCAUGAUCCUGAGGACACCGUGGAUGACAGAAUGGCUAUUACACAAUACUGCAAAGGCAACCAUUUCCUGAGUGCAAGACACAAGUGUGGAACAAACAGUAAACUUUGAGAUGAGCUUAUGCACUAUGCUUUCUUUCAAGGGAUUUCUUAAGGGAAUUAUUCUAACCUCUUCUACUGUGAGUUCUUCUUCUGCAUCUUAAGCCUAUGGAUAGCAUGAUAAGGGGAAGCAUGGCAAGGGAGAAACCUUUUGCCAGCAGCAGGUAUAUUUAGCAAAAAGGACAAUAUUUAUUUAUUCAAAAGCCUUUAUAAGCCUACCUCUGUUUUGGAUAUUUACUUACGGUCAGAUUUGAGACCAAAAAAAGUCUUGUUACAGCUCCAGUAUACUUCAAGGUUCUAAAAGGGACCCUAAAUGGUUUCUGUGGUUAGUGAAUGAGAUAAGAGGUGUAAAUAUACCCAGAAUAGACAUAGCUUAUAACUGAAGUGAAAGCAGACAUCAGGGGAAUAAAGUCCUCUGGUAAUGGCACAAAGCUUUUCAUUACUCCUGCAUUUUUGUCUAAAGAUCUAUUGUCAGGGGCUGCACUGGUCAUUUGCUAUCCAUACUAUAUUUGUUGGUGUGUUUCAUUGUUUGUUUUUGCCGGUUAAUUUUGUUUUGGUGCAAUAUUUUAAUGUUUUCUUCCUCAGGUCAUUUAGAACAGUGAGAGUUUGUUGCUGCUAAGAGUGAAGGCACAGCAUUUACUUGCCCUUCUGCUGCCUUCAUUUAAAAGUAGAAUGUUUGCUUCCUGCCAGCCAUCAAUUGGGAACAGUAAACAAUCACCAACAGAGCACUUUCAGGAGCAGAAAACAGCAUUGUCAACAUGCACGUUUACAGUCCUGUCUGAAACACAGGGGAUUUUGGACUACUAGAAACACUCCAUAUGUCUUACAGAAGGUUUUGGGGUUAAAACCCGGUGCUUCAUGUGGUAAAACAGUGUACUUUCUGAUAAUUACAAAAAUAGCAAUUCAGUUUUCUUCAUUCCAUCAAUAACUGCAGUUUAAAUAAGGUCUGAGUGGUUUUUUAUGAAAUCUGUCUUCACUUAAACAGGGAUUUUUCUACAGACAUACACGGAUAUAUAUUUUUAGUCUUCUUUUAGUUUAACUUCCUUACAUUGUCUAAUUUCUAGCACUUCACCUCAAAUCCCUUUUGCAUCAGUGUGAAAGACAGACUGGUGGAGAUUGACAUUUCCAAACUGCAGUUACUCCUUUCAUUUGCAAUAUUUAGUAUUGUUUUCUAUAGCAAAUGCAGCUUUAACCAAAAUUUGAGUGCAUGGUUUAGGAAGGACAUGCUAAAAAUGAUUAUUUAAGUCUCAAGGUGUAGCUCUCAUGCCUUUUUCUUUAAGUGAGGGCCUGCCCAUACAAUCAAUGCAGGAUUUUCAUUCACAUUAUUUGGAAAGGGAACAAGCAUCUUUUCCUUAAACAGAUACCAUUAUAGUUACUUGAAAAGUAAUUUGGUUGUGUAAUAACUUGCAUGGUAAUAAUUCAAAAUAUUAGCUUAAAGAACAUUAGGUGCUUUUUGGACUGUAAUACCUGAUAGGUGAUGUGUGCUACUUGGCAUAAUCAUGGUCAAGCAAACGGCAGUAUGAAGGGUAAAGGUGUGCUUUUUUUUUUUUUCUGAAAUCUUUGAGUUGUUUUCUAUUCUUUGCAGAUAAACUGUGGCCUUAGAUUGUUUGCUGCAAAAAAAGUCAACUAUUAAGUGUUUCUUAGGAAGCACACAUGGCCCUUCAAAGGAGGGGUGAAAACAUGAUUAAGUUCUGCUCUCUGGCACUUGGCUUAGUGCAGAAAUUGAUCCUUAAAAAUAAUUACUGUUUGCACAAUAAUAAGUUCAAUAUGCAGGGGCUUUGUUUUGAUAACUGUGAAACAGUUUAAAAGAGACAAAAUAAAAAAAGCUGUUUAACAUACAGGAACAUGAUUGUAUUUUGUACUAAUGAAUGAGCCCCAUGGGUUCUUUGUUAA
Messenger RNA from Melozone crissalis (California towhee), 3601 nucleotides. It is a transcript of the gene ARRDC4, whose product is annotated as arrestin domain containing 4. The transcript is spliced from 5 exons. Gene Ontology annotation, cellular component: plasma membrane; cytoplasm. Gene Ontology annotation, biological process: protein transport. The record is from RefSeq and is a predicted model, not a curated record. NCBI's taxonomy places the organism in Eukaryota, Metazoa, Chordata, Aves, Passeriformes, Passerellidae. Bases 315 to 1022 code for a protein of 235 amino acids. Gene Ontology annotation, molecular function: ubiquitin-like ligase-substrate adaptor activity.